CAAACCAAACCCUUGACCCUCCCAUGCUGUGUAUAUGAACAUGCUUGUUUUGUCUUCUCAAAUAAGCAGCUGUGAUGUCUUUUUCUUCUCAAAUACGAUGCAUAGUAUAAUAAUGCAAGUAAUGGUGAACCACGUGCUUAAAUUUCUGAUGAAGAACAUCAGGUGCAGACUUUUGGGUGCAGUGUUGGCUUUGGUGCUUGUUCACAUUCUUUUGUUCUCUACUUUCUGUGUCCGCCAUGACCAGAGAUUUUCAAGAGACACAUUUCUUUCUAGGAAGUUGCUGUCUUCAUCAUCAUCAUCAUCAUCUUCUGAUUCAGCUUCCAGAAGUGAAAGAAAACUAAGUGGAAACAAGAAACAGACCAAGAAAGCUGUGGAGCCAAGCUUGAGGAAAGCACCAUCAAGUGUUCCAAAUCCAACACAGAACAAGUAGGAUUUCACUUUUCUUCUCAAGAUCUAAUCAAUGAAGAAUCCAUUGUUAGGUUUAUGUGAUUUCAUAUAUAUUUUCCCUUUAGUUCGUCUUUUUCUAUGUUACACAUCAUUUUCCUUCUCUUCAGAUUUAAUUGUAAUACCGUUGAAAGUUUUGUUAGAGUUUUUACUAGAGAAAUUUACAGUACUGUAUAAGUGGAUAUGUAAAUCUGUUUUUAUAAAUUGUCAGUUUUAUAAAAUUAAGUUAGACGUAAAAUUUAUGUUUUGUGUGUAAGAAGAUGAAAAAAAAAUGUAUUUAAGUGUAAUAUAGUUAAACUAGUGCAGUAAGAAGCAUUUUUCCUUGUAAAGGGUAGAAAUUUAAUUCCCUGU
This is a messenger RNA of Vigna unguiculata (cowpea), 795 nucleotides long. The record is from RefSeq and is a predicted model, not a curated record. NCBI's taxonomy places the organism in Eukaryota, Viridiplantae, Streptophyta, Magnoliopsida, Fabales, Fabaceae.